AAAACACACCUCCAAGCACUAUUCAAAGACUUGACGACUUGCCCCCCCAACAACUUCUGUUUAGUCCAACAAUGGAUCCGUUGAGUGUAGCCGCGUCCAUCGGAGGUCUACUCUCGGCGGCGGGCGCCGUGGCCAAGCUGCUGGGGCCCUAUGUCGCUGCGAUCCGCGACACACCCGAGAUCGCCGUUACGGUACACACCGAAGUUCAGGCCACCACCAUCAUCUUGUCAGCGCUUCAAAGCCUUGCGCAGAAUAUGGCAUCUGUGCCUGUUCAACGUGCCGCACUCGUCCAGGUCGACCAGCUUAUCGCUAUCCUGACCGAUGGCGUUCUCUUAUUCUCCCACCUCGAGGCAACGGUCGGGUCUCUUCUCCUUGGGGACUCUCCGAGUCCUGUUGCGAGUCUUGACUUCAGAUUCCGCUUGCAGUGGGCAAGAAAGGAGACCGAGCUUACGUCAAUUGUGACGCGCUUACAAGGCUUCAAAGCUUCUAUUUCUCUGAUGCUGGGCAUUUUUCAAAGCGACUCGGCGAUGCGCGCAGAGGAAUGCCGAGAACAACUUACGAGCAAUGUCAGACAACUCCUUGAAAGCAACAGAGAUAUUUGCCACCGGUUGGCGAAGCUCGAGGAUUUCUAUGAUGCUCAGAGCCUGAUUUCCAACAGGCGGGGCGUUGCCGCCCCAUCUAAACUCGAUCACGCCGAAGACGACGAGAUGCAACAGUCUUGGGGAAACCCAGCCGGAGACGAGCAAUCUGUCUCCUCUGGGGCCCUCGAACUAGGGCCUGGGCCGCCUGGCACACCCUCAUUCGCCUUUGAGUCGGACUUGGAGGCAUCCACCGCCUACCGUCGAGCGCAGCGAGAGACUGUGGACUUCUCGUUCCGAAGCUCGGUGGCCUGGUCAAACGGCCUAUCAGCCUUCUCGAGACUUACUUUCGGCGACGUGUCCGUAUUGUCAGUCAUUGCACUACCAAUCCACGCAGACGAGAUAUCCAACUCUCACCACUACACUUUCGGCGGCCACCUGCUUGCUUCUCUGCCCGCAGAGGUCUACACAAGGGCCGAGCCGAAUUCUCCCGUGACCGCGGGGCGCUAUGCAGAUCGGAGGCGUAGAGCUUCAAGAACACGGUGUAUUGUGAUGUAGAAGUAGCUGAUCAUUGGGCCCUUCCUGUG
Molecule: messenger RNA, 1165 nt
Organism: Chaetomium strumarium
Lineage: Eukaryota; Fungi; Ascomycota; Sordariomycetes; Sordariales; Chaetomiaceae
Exons: 2
Coding region: 72-1136 (354 amino acids)
Source: RefSeq, a predicted model, not a curated record